GAAGCGUUUCCAGAGCUACCCUCCCUGGGAAUUGGCCAUGUGCUUUUCCCUCAUCGUGAUGGCCAUGCUUCCUCUCCCCAUCGUCUUCAACGCCCGCCACUUCAACCUGAUGUCUGAUGGCUCCAACAAGUUGUCCGUCUCCUAACGCAAGAGCAUGAUGAAGGACAUCUCCAACCUGGAGGAGGUGGACGAGAUGCACUUCAUCCUGGGCAAGAACCCAAGAGAGACACCUUUGCCCAAGCCCCCGUCCCAAGCCAACCUAGUCCCCCCAGGCACCAAACCCCUGGAGAACUCCAACUCCUCGUCCGCCAACAGCUGCUACCGGACGGGCUACCAGAACAACAUCAGCCCCAUAACCUCCACCACCCCCGUCACCCCCACUGUCCCUGAGUUCGACUCAUGAUCACUGUCUAUACUCUUCAUGUUCCUGCCCCUAGCCUGCCCCUAAACCCCUAACAAUCACCCUCCUACAGGCCAACUCACAUUUAACCCUACAGAGUCUCACCACCAGAGGGACCUGCAGCGCUGCCCAAAACACGUCCACCCUCACGCUAUGAGUGACCCUAGUCAGAGGACACCCCUCUCCCCCUCUCCAACAGACCCAGAUGUUAGAGUUUACCGCAGCAGGGGCUGCUUUGACAAGGAAUCACAUGGUCAGGCGUCUGAGAUAUUACAGUGGUGUGUAUCUAUCCCGAAUGGAGUGUAUUCAGUGCUGGACACGCAGUAUGUUCUGGUCUAGAGGCCAGGCAGCAGUAUUCUUAUUCUGCUCUGCUCUGCUCUGCUUAUUGCAGACACAGUUUAGGGGAAUGUAGAGAAAAUCAUAUUUACGUUGGCAUUAAGUGAAACUGAAUGUGAGUAUCUAUACAGUGCAUUCGGAAAGAAUUCAGACUUUUUCCACAUUUUAAGUUACGGCCUUAUUCAAAUGCUGUAACUUGUUAUUGUCCUCAUCACUCUAUGCACAAUACCCCAUAAUGACAAAGCGAAAACUGUUUAUUAUAAAUGUCUGCAAAUGUAUUAAAAAUAAAAAAACAGACCCUUUGUUAUGAGACUCAAAAUUGAGCUCUGGUGCAUCCUGUUCCGAUUGAUCAUCCAUGAGAUGUUUCUACAACUUGAUUGGAGUCCACCUGUGGUAAAUUCAAUUGAUUGGACAUGAUGUGGAAAGGCACACACCUGUCUAUAUAAGGUCCCACAGUUGACAGUGCAUGUCAGAGAAUAUACCAAGCCAUGAAGUCAAAGGAUUUGUCCGUAGAGCUCCAAGACAGGAUUGUGUCGAGGCACAGAUCUGGGGAAGGGUACCAAAAAAUGUGUGCAGCAUUGAAGGUCCCCAAGAACACAGUGGCCUCCAUCAUUCUUAAAUUGAAGAAGUUUGGAACCACCAAGACUCUUCCUAGAGCUGGCCGCCCGGCCAAACUGAGCAAUCAAAGGGAAGGGCCUUGGGCAGGGAGGUGACCAAGUACCCAAUGGUCACUCUGACAGAGCUCCAGCUUUCCUCUGUGGAGAUGGGAGAACUUUCCAGAAGGACAACCAUCUCUGCAGCACUCCAUCAAUCAGGCUUUAAUGGUAGAGUGGUCAGACAGAAGCCUAAAUUCCAAACGUCACAACUGGAGGAAGCCUGGCGCCAUCUCUACGGUGAAGCAAGAUGGUGGCAGCAUCAUGCUGUGGAAUGUUUUUCAGUGGCAGGCACUGGGAGACUAGUCAGGAUCGAGGGAAAGAUUAAAGGAACAAAGUACAGAGAAAUCCUUGAUGAAACCUCAGGCUGGGGCGAAGGUUCAUCUUCCAACAGGACAAUGACCCUAAGCUCACAGCCAAGACAACGCAAGAGUGGUUUCGGGACAAGUCUCUGAAUGUCCUUGAGUGACCCAGCCAGAGCCCAGACUUGAACCAGAGCGAACCUGAAAAACCUGAAAAAACCUGAAAAAAGAGACCUGAAAAUAGCUGUGUAGCGACGCUCCCAAUCCAACCUGACAGAGCUUGAGAGAAUCUGCAGAGAAGAAUAGGAGAAACUCCACAAAUACAGGUGUGCCAAGCUUGUAGCGUCAUACCCAAGAAGACUCAAGGCUGUAAUCGCUGCCAAAGGUGCUUCAACAAAGUACUGAGUAAAGAGUCUGAAUACUUAUGUAAAUGUGGUAUUUCUGUUUUAUUUUUAAUACAUUUGCCAAAAUAUCUAAAAACCUGUUUUUGCUUUGUCAUUAUGGGGUAUUGUGUGUAGAUUGAUGAAGGAAAAAAAUAUGCAAUACAUUUUAGAAUGAAGGUGUAACGUAACAAAAUGUGGAAAAAGUGAAGGGCUCUGAAUAUUUUCAGAAUGCACUGUAUAUAUUUGUGGCAGGUUUGAAUCCUUUUAAGCUGUGCAGUCCCCCAAAAUAAAGGUAAUAUUAAAUAGCAGUCCUCUAUAUCAUAUGAUAGAGUGUAGUUAUGCUUUCCCUAGAUUUUAUGUAGAACGUUUCUUUGUAAUUUAGUGUGCCACUGAAGCACUUGAAGAGACGACUGCUCUUGACACGCCUUCUUUCGUUUCAAUGCUCUACCUGCUUCAGCUAAGUGUUUAGCGGCAGGAAGAAUGUUGAUUGGCAUUGGUUACAAUGCCAACAUUCCAGAGGGAUCUGUAUAUUUUGAAAGACUAUGUGCAAGGCUGCUGUAAAGACACUGUCUUCAUUGUCUAUUUGAUAGCAUUCAUGCUAGGCUCUUCACAUAAGCACCACUGUCUCAUCUAGUGUCAGUGUCCUACUGUAUCUUGUCUACUUCAAGCCAAUAGUCUCCAUGUUCAUCAUGUAGGAGUUAUAUAGUGUGAUACUCCAGGCCAAGCAUACAGUAGCUAGUGUCUUAGAAACUUCAGUACCUCCACCAACGAGUCUGCCUGUCGACUAAGUCCUGUACAUACACCAUGGAGAAGAAUGAACAGAUCACAAUCACUUUCAGAGCAGAAAUCCAGGGAGAAACGCACUGUAUAAUGUGCUGCUAUUGAUGUAGACGCUGAAAGAGGACUUGUCCAGUCACUACAAAUAGCACAGAUGAAGAGUACAAAAGGAGUCCCUCCCAGGCACAAAACCUUUUUGAUGAUCUCAUAUUAUGAGAAAUCGUUGCAAUAAAUUACUACCAAGCAUAUAAAAAUGUAUUGACAUAACCUUCUUACAAAUAAUUCAUCGGCACAAGAAAGACUGUAGUAUUUAUAGGCACAAAUUGGAAUGUAUUACAGCAGAUGUGAUGAUUAAGGAGCUUUGACCCAAUCUGAUCGAAGUCUGACUGACUUCCAAUAGUUGAUCCUCAAAUCUCUAUUUACUGAUACUCAUGAGCAGAAUGGCAGUGCUUCAUGCUUAGUAUGUAAGUGUGUCUUAAUUUAAACCAAGAGCACAGUUCUCCGUUGGACAAUUUCAACCCUCUUACAGAAGUGAAGUAUUAAAACCAGAUAGAGAACUCACACAAACACACAGUGCUAGUUUAAUAUCUGCCAAGACCUUUUCCCACAAGUAUUUACACAGUUUCAUCACACAGAUUGCAAAGCUUUUACUAUUCGUUGUUGCCAUAACAAACAAAAAAAGUACAUUUGACAAUCUGAAAUGGCAGGGAAGGAAGGAAGGAAA
Messenger RNA from Oncorhynchus masou masou (cherry salmon), 3575 nucleotides. Its product is annotated as sodium-dependent neutral amino acid transporter SLC6A17-like. NCBI's taxonomy places the organism in Eukaryota, Metazoa, Chordata, Actinopteri, Salmoniformes, Salmonidae. The record is from RefSeq and is a predicted model, not a curated record. The transcript has a single exon. Bases 155 to 403 code for a protein of 82 amino acids.